Messenger RNA from Glossina fuscipes, 4888 nucleotides. Its product is annotated as insulin-like receptor. NCBI's taxonomy places the organism in Eukaryota, Metazoa, Arthropoda, Insecta, Diptera, Glossinidae. Bases 1596 to 4823 code for a protein of 1075 amino acids. The record is from RefSeq and is a predicted model, not a curated record. Gene Ontology annotation, molecular function: protein binding. The transcript is spliced from 11 exons.
AGUAAAAUAUGGAACGUCUGCACCCUACCAAGCAAGCAUAAAUCAAUGAGAAUAAAUAAUUUAAGAAUAGAUUGUAAACAAUUAAUUUGCUUUGGGUACAUUUAAGGAAACCUGAAUGUACGGUCAUUUUUUUUAAGCUUUAACAAAUCGUUGCACACACUAUACUAUAAAUUACACUUUUUUAUGCAAAUCAUGCUUAAUCACACCUGCUAGGAGUAGUGUAGCGUUGUGUUCGUAUUAAAAUUGUUUAUUUUUUUAUGUUGUUUUGUUGUUAAUACGAUUAUAAUAAAAGAAAGAGAGGGAGAUUGCGUGCGUCUGUGUGUAUACGUUUUUACUUUAAGUUAGAAAAUGUGUAUGUGCGUGUGUUUGCCUAAACAAUCUAAAGAGGUAUAGAGAGAGAGUCUAUAAGUUACUGCUGCGCAACAGAGAAUAAUAAUAACAACAACAACGAUAAUGAUGAAGGGAGGCAUAAAUAGAUAAGGAGAGAAAAAAUAUGUUAAAAACGAAUAAAAAAAUAUGUUAAAAAGCACCAAUAAAAACGCAGCCAAAAUAGACGGUUGUAAUACAUUAUUAAAAAUUCACAAGAGCGGUUUUGCGGCAUUAGAUAUCGCAUGCAAGAAUAAAUAGUAAAAAAAAAGAAAGGAAAAAUCAUUUAAUACAUAUAUAUAAUUUAUUUUAAGCUGCAAUAAGAAAAGUUUACGAUUGUUAGCUGCUUUUUUUAUAUUACUAUUUUCUAUGGCUAGCCAGCCAGCCAGAGCAGACGUUUUGCUUUUGCCUUCAUGUUAUUAUACGACACGCAGCAGACGUCAAAAAGGGAUUGAAUUGCAUGCAUGAAAACAUUUGCUUCAUGUAAAGCAAUAUUAAAGAAAAAAAAAAUUAAAAUUAAAUAAACAGUUUUCUUUUUAAAAAAAUGUAAGCAGCUUAAGCAGUGAAUUGUGAAACGAAUUUAAUAUAAUUGUGCCGUCAAACAAAAACAAGGGAAAAAAGUAAUAAAAUAAUUAAAACGUAUUGAAGUUUAGAUCGAAGUGCGUAUUCAAGUUUGUAUAUAUUGGUCAGAAAAACUUUUUCAAAAACGUAGUGCGUAGAUAAUAAAAAUUUUUCUAUAGUGUAGUAAAUAAAGCAAAUAAUACAUUAAACGCAUAUACGUGCAACGUUUUGGGUAAAUCGAUGAAUGAAUGAAUGAAUAUGACUAUGAGUAAAAUAUUGUGAAAUGGUGCCGCAUAGAGCGACCUGCCCUUUUUUUAGAGCAAAAAAAAAAUCUGUUUAUUGGUAUCUAUAUAAAAUUUGUAUAUAUGUAAAAUUUUUAAAUCCUCUUUUCAAAGAAUAUAGAAUUUCUAUAUAUACACAGAGAAAGUGUAGGAGUUCAAAACUAUUCUAUACGGUAGUGGGAUGAACAUCUAACGGAUUAAAAUCUGUUUUCAUUUCGAUUCAUUGGAAAAUGUAUACGAAACAAACAGAAAUUUAUUUAAAAAUGCGUCAUUCAUUUUUUUAUACGCACUGAAGCAAUCACACAGUUAACAAGCAGUUAUACAUUUGUUUUGUUGUUUUUCUACAAAAAAUUAUAACGGCGUAAAUUAUUGCGAAAUGUUAAAACAAUGGCUUUCAUUGCCAAUGUGUAUAAUUGCAUGGACAUUGAUAUUGGACCAGUAGUUAAUAACUUAAUGGUAAAGAAACGUAAAUUAUAUUUGUAUAAACGUUUUAAAAUGAAUAAAACCGACGAGACGAUCACUACCGGAGUCAAUAAUGAAUACGAAAUCAACGCCACGAAUCAAACGUCAGUCAUAAAGUUUCCAUCACAAAUAAAAUCCGAAUUAACUGUUAUUGAUGAGCAAACAAUGAGUAACGAUACAUCACUGUACUGUAAACGGACCGUUAAUCCUUGUAACAUGUGCGGAUCAAUAACCUGUAAAUAUCCCAAACAGCAGAAAAAACAACAACAGCAACAACACCAUGGUAUUUUUACUGCUAAGAACAGGCAUACAUAUUGCAACAUGUCCAAAGCAAAACAAAUGAAUUGCUCAUGUAAACAUAACUGCCGUAGAAAAUCAUUAUCGUAUGAAUUAAGCCAAAUCGAAACAAGUACUGAAGCAGAUGAGCAGCAUCAAGAAAGGAACAGUCCUUGGAAUCAUCCGUGUUCAGGUGUUACAGCGAACAAGACAAAUUUCAUGCAACCUGCCCCUCAAACUUUCCAUUAUUCCACCUGUCCUCUACUUUCGUCGCGAACAUCAUCACCAUUGACUCUAUUAUCCAGGCCGUUAUCCAUCGAAUGUGGCUCUAAAGAAAAUCAUUCACUCCAAAUCAAGCAUAAAAAGCCAUUUGGCCACGAUUUAUCGUCGUCAUCUAAAUCCACAUUAAAGAAAAUAAUUUUUUUAGACGAGAGGCAAAACAUCACUACUACAUGUAGCCAAUUCCGAAUAAAUGCUCUUUCUGAAAUGCUGAAGCAUUUAAAUUCCUCGAUUAUAUCGUUAGCAUGCUUUGGCUUCAAUCAAAAGUUUGCAAAGCAAAAAUUACUAAAAGUAGAUACGAAAUGUUAUCACUUGCAGCGUCCACGACGAAAGCGGUCACCAGCGACGCUCGGUACGCAAAUUUUGCAUCAACGAUUGACAAACGCGACAAUAUUGAAUAUGGUUCUAAUGGGUCUAUGGUUCCUGGCAUUGCUAUCGCCAUCCACGCAUGCUUUAGCAUCACUUGAAACGUCCUUGCAAACGUCACCAGUAGCUUUCACAGCACGAUCAGAAACAACAUCGCCGCCAGUGAGAUUGUCGCGCACCGAAACAGUCUGUAAGUCGUUGGAUAUUCGCAAUACACCGGGUGAAUUUCGACAACUUGAGAAUUGUACCGUUAUUGAGGGGUUUCUUCUUAUAACACUGGUCACCACGCAUACAACGAGUGAAUUCACGGAAACGUAUCCACUGCUAACCGAAGUUACCGAAUUUAUAAUCGUGUACCAAAUAGAAAAUUUACGUUCGCUUGCGCAAAUCUUCCCGAAUUUAAGCGUAAUACGUGGACGUAAUUUGUUCGAGGGCUAUGCUUUGAUCGUAUACUCAAAUAUGCAUUUAGAAGAGUUAGGUUUGUCUAAAUUAACAACAAUAUCGCGCGGUGGCGUACGCAUCGAAAAAAAUGUUAUGCUGUGCUUUGUCAAAACGAUUGAUUGGUCACAAAUAGUAUCUAAUACUACAGAUAUUGUUAUAGAGGAUAAUCGUGACACUAUUGAGUGCCCUUUAUGUCCAGGAGAUCAGAAGAGUAGUGUGAGCGAUAAUACUCUUAACGAGUUAAUUUGCAAAGAGCAUCAUGGUAGUCGUAAUUGUUGGAAUAGUAAUACAUGUCAGAAAAUUUGCCCUGAACGUUGUCGGCACAAUUGCCUUGAUGAAAAUACUUGUUGCAAUGACUCCUGUUUGGGUGGUUGUUCUUCAGAUAAUUUCAACGAAUGUAUUAUAUGUCGCAAUUUUUCUAUAUACAAUAAUACUUGUAUAGACAAGUGCCCCGAAAAUUAUUACAGUUAUCUAGAUCGACGCUGUCUAACAGCCGAAUCGUGCAGCCGUAUUGGCACCAAGUAUGAAAACAAUAAACCUGAAACAUUGGUGCCUUACAAAGGCCGUUGUUCUACACGUUGUCCAGAGGGUUAUAGCAAAAUUAAUCUAACUUGUACCGAAUGUGGUGACAAAUGCCUUAAAAAAUGUGUUGGUGGCCAAAUAGACAGCGUGGCUCGUGCUAAAGAAUAUCAUGGUUGUACGCACAUUAUUGAUGAGGGUUUGACGAUAGUCAUUAAAAGAGGUGGACGUCAUUUAAUCGAAGAUUUAGAAUACAGUUUGGCUUCUAUAGAAGUUAUUACAACCUAUUUAAAGGUUCAGGGAACGUAUGGAAUGCUAAAUCUAAGGUUUUUCAAAAAUUUGAAAACUAUAAAAGGCGAAAGACUCGUGGAAGACAAAUAUGCAUUUUAUGUACUGGAGAACACCGAUAUGGAAAGUAUAUGGGCAACUAAUCAAACCGUUCGCAUUGAAGCUGGGACGGUUUAUUUUCACUUCAACCCGAAAUUGUGUUUAACCGAAAUUGAAACGCUUUUGCCUAUGCUUAAAAAUCAAACGAAAUUCGACAAGAAUGAGGUUUCUGAAGAUUCAAAUGGUUCACGAGGAUCAUGUAACACAACAUUCUUGAAUGUUACGCUUACUACAAUAAAUUCACAAUUUGCCAUCGUUGAGAUAUUAAAUCCUAUGAAAUUUGAAGAUGAGCGUACAUUCAUCGGUUAUCAGUAUUUGCAUAUUGAAGAUAAUUUUGGCAAUGCCACCAAGCACGGAUUUCGUCCGUGUGAUGAUGGAUGGACAAUUAGCUUGCCGACCAAAGAGACUCGUUAUUUUUUUCUUAAUCUGAACCCUUUCACGCAAUAUGCUUACUAUGUGAAGACGAUGACUAUAUCAACUGAACGACGCAAUGCCCAAAGUCCAGUGCAACGUUUUAUAACUAAAUCGGAUCAACCUAAGUUUGUUAAUAAAUUGCAAGCUUAUCCCAAUUCCAGCUCAGAAAUUGUUAUGACUUGGUUGCCGCCUACAUCGGCAAAUGGCCAAUUGAAAAUGUACAAGAUACGCGCAGUAUUAGUUCGAAUUCAAAACUCUGAGUCCAGAAACUAUUGCAAAGAUCCUCUGAAGGAGAUUAAAAUUGAAAACCCAAAAAUUGAGAGUCCGCGAACAGAAAAGCCUCCAAUAUCCGAGGGUUGUAAAUGCCCUAAGCCUAAGGACUCUGUAUACGAUGACGAAAAUGCUGAUGCAAAUAUACAUGCUAGUAUCGAGUUGGAGAACACCCUCCAGAAUUUUAUAUACGUAAAGUAAGUGCAAAAUAGAAAAUAAACUACGUUUAGCUUAAACCGAACAGUGGUUUUGCUCCAAAUUAUAUA